Molecule: messenger RNA, 471 nt
Organism: Pipistrellus nathusii (Nathusius's pipistrelle)
Lineage: Eukaryota; Metazoa; Chordata; Mammalia; Chiroptera; Vespertilionidae
Source: the annotation of a GenBank genome assembly
AUGGCGGAUGUCCUCGGGGCGCAGAGACCGGUUCCCAACGGCGGCCCGGAGCCCCGGGACCCGCUGGACUGCUGGGCCUGUGCCGUGCUGGUCACCGCCCAGAACCUGCUGGUGGCCGCCUUCAACCUCCUCUUGCUGGCGCUGGUGCUGGGGACCAUCCUGCUGCCGGCGGUCACCAUGCUUGGCUUCGGCUUCCUCUGCCACUCCCAGUUUCUGCGCUCCCAGGCUCCCCCUUGCACCGCGCACCUGCGGGACCCGGGCUUCACGGCCCUGCUGGUCACCGGCUUCCUGCUGCUCGUGCCGCUGCUCGUCCUCGCGCUGGCCAGCUACCGCCGCCUCUGCCUGCGCCUCCACCUCGCCGACUGCCUCGUGCCCUACAGCCGGGCCCUUUACCGGCGCCGGCGCUCCCCGCAGCUGCGGCAAAUCCGGGCAUCCCAGGCCGUCCCCACAUCAGGAAAGGUGUGGGUGUGA